Kazachstania africana CBS 2517 is the source of this 1227-nucleotide messenger RNA. It is a transcript of the gene IDP2, whose product is annotated as isocitrate dehydrogenase (NADP(+)) IDP2. Lineage: Eukaryota; Fungi; Ascomycota; Saccharomycetes; Saccharomycetales; Saccharomycetaceae. Gene Ontology annotation, molecular function: magnesium ion binding; NAD binding; isocitrate dehydrogenase (NADP+) activity. The record is from RefSeq and is a predicted model, not a curated record. Gene Ontology annotation, biological process: isocitrate metabolic process. The coding region runs from base 1 to 1227 and encodes 408 amino acids. Gene Ontology annotation, cellular component: mitochondrion. The transcript has a single exon.
AUGCAUAAAAUCAAAGUAAAGAAUCCCAUUGUGGAGAUGGACGGUGAUGAGCAAACGAGAAUCAUUUGGCAUCUCAUCAAAAGUAAAUUGAUAGUCCCAUUUCUUGAUGUUGAUUUAAAAUAUUACGAUUUAUCUAUCCAAAACCGUGACUUGACCGAUGAUCAGGUCACCUUAGAUUCGGCUGAGGCGACGUUAAAGUAUGGUGUUGCUGUUAAAUGUGCAACCAUCACUCCAGAUGAAGACCGUGUAAAGGAAUUCGGUUUAAAGGAAAUGUGGAAGUCUCCAAAUGGUACAAUAAGAAAUGUCCUUGGAGGCACUGUAUUUAGAGAACCAAUAAUUAUUCCUAAGAUACCACGUGUGAUACCUCACUGGGAAAAAACUAUAGUUAUUGGAAGACACGCAUAUGGCGAUCAAUACCGUGCCACUGACGUUAUUAUUCCUAGUGACGGUAUCUUGAAAUUAACGUUUGAAUCUGAGAAAAAUGGUUUCGAGAUUCCAGUCUUCGAGUACCCCAAAGGUGGAGGUAUUGCCAUGGUUAUGUAUAAUACAAGAGAAUCAAUUGAAAGUUUUGCUAGAGCAUCUUUUACCAUGGCUAUUGAGCGUAAGUUGCCAUUAUAUUCUACGACAAAAAAUACGAUCUUGAAACAAUAUGAUGGUCAAUUCAAAGAUAUAUUUAAGACUGUCUAUGAAAAUGAGUAUAAAGAGACGUUUGAAGAAUUAGGAAUUUGGUAUGAACAUAGGUUAAUUGAUGAUAUGGUUGCACAGAUGCUGAAAUCAAAGGGUGGUUUCAUUAUUGCCAUGAAAAAUUAUGAUGGAGACGUGCAAUCAGAUAUAGUGGCACAGGGUUUUGGUUCUUUGGGCUUAAUGACGUCGACAUUGAUUGCAGCUGAUGGCAAAACUUUUGAGAGUGAAGCUGCUCAUGGAACUGUGACGAGACAUUAUCGCCAACAUCAACAAGGUAAAGAAACUUCAACAAAUUCAAUAGCCUCCAUAUUUGCAUGGACCCGUGGUAUAAUUCAUAGAGGUAAAGUAGAUGACACCCCUGAAGUACGCAGAUUUGGCGAACUUCUGGAGGAAUUAGUUGUUGAAACGGUCCAAGAUGAUAAUAUAAUGACAAAAGAUUUGGCACUUAUAAUGAAUAAAACAGAAAGAUCAGAUUACGUAACAACAGAGGAAUUCAUAGAAGCUGUAGAAAAGAGACUAAUUGAGGAAAUGAAGUCUUUUUAA